AUGGCGAAACGUCGCAGUACCACGAGUCAACCCGAUAUCCGAAUCAGGUCUGAUAGUCAGUCCAGCUUGUUGCGCCGUAGAAGCAUUACGGAAGUUUAUCCGAAACCUUCCUUGUUUGGCGGGCAGGAUUUGUUACUUGACCCACUGUACAGUAUCCAACCUUUACAAGUGGGAAAUCAUCCAGAAAAUAAUCCAAUACACAAUGUUCGAGAGGUUUUGGAAGGCCAUGAAAAAGAAGUUCCUCUGAUUUAUACAGAAAUGCUACACUUGGAAAAGGACGGCAAAAAGAGUAAGCAAUGGAAGCAAGUUGCAAGGUGGAUUAAAUAUGAGCAAACAGUUGAAGGUGAUGGGACUCGAUUUUCUAAACCUCAUGUGACCCUUUUAUCAGUAAUUAGUAUUAUACAACUUAAGAACUGCCUUCGCAAAGGGGUCAUUCUGUUGGACAUUGAAGCAAAUUCCUUCGAAGAAGUCACUGAUCAAUUAUGUGCUGCCUGGAUGGAACGUGGAAUGCUGGAAUCGGAAAGCUCAACUUGUAUAAAAGAUCUCUUACGUUCUCCCAAAUAUCACCUUAUUGGUAAUAGCAUGCGUUCGUCCACUGAAAUCAGAAAAGCCAUUACAACGUUUGCAACAGAUAGACUUGAAUGGAAUUCAGAUGUAAAUCACGUGAUCAAUAAACGUUUAUCUGAAGGUGAAAAUGAAGGAGAGCAGGAAGAAAGCAUGUAUGAUGUAUCACUACGAGAAAUGAAGAAGUUAGCGGAAGGUACAGAGGGAGCUGCAAUAAUGUCUGCAAUUUUUAGCGGUCUCGAUAGGCCCAUCUGUGCUUUUCUUCGACUCGAAAAAGCUAAAGUUUUUUACCCGGAAAUGCCCAAUAUUCCAGUGCCAUUAAGAUUUGUAUUUGUGCUCAUCAGUCCGCAUGACCAUUACACGAACGAAACACGUGCAAUAGGCAGAACUAUGGGUGCUUUGUUUUCAGAUGAGAUAUUUAGGAAGGUGGCGCAUUGUUCACUUGAGCCGUACACAAUUGCUGAUGCGUUGGAAGAAUUCUUCGUUCAGGUUGUCGCGAUUCCUCCCGGUAACUGUAGUACAGAGACCCGAUGGGAACCGAACACUGACUCAGACCAGGUUGCUCGUUCGGUGGGUAUGCUUUAUGCUUCUUAUGAUGACCCUUUUGAUGAAGAACCUGAGCUCGAGCAUAAAAAAGAAAUGCAUAAUGACAUCGUACGUACUGGUCGAUGUUUCGGUGGUCUUUGUGAUGAUAUCAAACGUAAGGCGCCAUUUUUCGUAUCGGAUUUUAGCGAUUUUUUCCGUGGUCGGUGGAGUCAAUCAUUCGCUGCAUUCAUAUUUCUCUUCUUUGCUAACAUCACAUCAAUAAUUACAUUUGGCGCGGUAAUGGAACGAGCUUUGCACCAUCAAAUGGCGGCUAUCGAGAAUAUUAUAUGUGGAGGUAUCAGUGGGGUGAUAUUUGCUCUCUUUUCGGGUCAACCACUCAACAUUUUGUCAGCAACAGGCCCAACUCUGGUCUUUGAAACCAUUUUGUUUGACUUUUGUCUGGCAAAUGGCUGGGAAUUUUUACCAUUCCGAUUUUGGGUUGCUGUAUGGAUCGGUGUGGUUUUGCUUAUUUUAGUUGCCACAGAUAUGUCAGCGCUCGUUGGUUUGAUUACUAGAUUUACGGAAGAAGCAUUUGCAGCACUAAUAUCAAUCGUUUUUAUAAUUCAGUCAUUUGAAAAAUUAGUUGAAAUUAGUCAUGAUGCACCCAUCAUCACCGAUCCAAAAAGUGUGUUUGAUUCACCAUGUGUUUGCUAUCUGAAUGAGUCAGUGGCUCUUGGUUUCAACAGUACUAUGCAACAAAAACUGAUGGACAUUGAUGCUGAAGAUUGUAUUAAACGUGGUGGUGAAGCGUUUGGUUUGCAGUGCCACUUCAAGCCUGAUGUUUAUAUGCUGUCCAUUUUACUAACCUUUGGCACAUUUGCAUUGGCUUACGGUCUAAAUAUUUUCAGACGAACGCCUUUCUUGACCUUUACAAUUCGCAAUAGCAUAUCGGAUUUUGGUGUUUUCAUCGCAAUUGUUGUAAUGACAGCUGUUUCAAAAUUUAUCGGUCUUGAUCUGCCCGUAUUGCACAUUCCUCUUAAUUUUCGACCAACGACUGAUCGCCCUUGGCUCAUUAAUUUUUUGUCAGUUGAUUGGUAUGUUGCAUUAUUUGCUGCGCUUCCAGCUGUAUUCUAUGCAAUACUUAUCAUUAUGGAUCAACAGAUCACUGCCGUUAUCAUUAACAGAAAAGAUAAUAAAUUAAGAAAAGGCUAUGGAUAUCAUUUGGAUUUGUUGGUUAUCGCGGUAUUAGUAGUUAUCUGCGGUUCUCUUGGUCUACCAUUUUAUGUGGCCGCAACGGUUCUAUCAGUAAUGCAUGUAGAUUCUCUUCGUUUACAGUCUGAUACCUCAGCACCGGGUGAGAAAGCGCAAUUCCUUGGAGUCAGAGAACAGCGUUUGACGGCAAUUAUAGCUCAUCUCUUGAUUGGCUUUUCGGUAUUCAUAACACCUGUUAUCAAGUUGGUACCACUACCUGUCCUUAUCGGGAUAUUUUUGUACAUGGGUGUAGUUUCAAUGCUUGGAUUGCAAUUUAUUCAAAGGAUUGCCAUGCUAUUUAUGCCCAUUAAAUAUCAGCCGGAUUACGUAUGGCUGAGAUUGGUCCGUAUGAAGCGCGUCCAUUUGUUUACUUGCAUUCAAAUUUUGAGCAUUGUUGGAUUAUUUGCAGUAAAAUAUAUGCCAUCAUUUUCAAUGAUGUUUCCACUAAUGCUGGUUUUAAUGGUAUUAAUUAGAAUGUUUUGUUUGGAAAAAAUUUUCUCGAAGCAAGAACUUAUUGCCUUAGAUGAUCCCGUACCCUCCUUUCAUUCCGUUGUUAGUGCCAAACAGCAAUAUAACCGAGGUAUUUUUUUCCUCAAUUCAAUCCUCUUCUGA
Molecule: messenger RNA, 2952 nt
Organism: Thelazia callipaeda (thelaziosis nematode)
Lineage: Eukaryota; Metazoa; Nematoda; Chromadorea; Rhabditida; Thelaziidae
Source: the annotation of a GenBank genome assembly